Molecule: messenger RNA, 3425 nt
Organism: Didymodactylos carnosus
Lineage: Eukaryota; Metazoa; Rotifera; Eurotatoria; Philodinida; Philodinidae
Source: the annotation of a GenBank genome assembly
AUGCUAGGUGUGAUAUUUGGACCGUUAGGACAUGCUAAACAAAAAGCUAUUUUGCUAUCCAGCGCGCUCCUAAUUUAUACGCCACCAUACCGUCGAUCAUACCAAGUUGAACAAACGCUUACGGAGGAAACAGCCAGAUUGUUCCGGCAAGGAAUCGUUGAACACUUAACAUCGCCAUGGUCAUCAAAUGUCGUGCUCGUAAAAAAGAAACACGGUGGUAUUCGGUUUUGUGUCGACUUCAGCAAACUAAACGAAAUCACGACCAAAGACCGAUUUCCGUUGCCAAGAAUCAAUAUUAUUUUUGAUAAUCUGUCUGAUUCGGAAUAUUUUACAACUCUCGAUUUCAAAUCUGGAUAUCACCAAAUUCCACUCGAUCGCAAAGAUCGUCCGAAGACGGCAUUCUCAACCCGUGAUAAUCGCUAUCAGUUUACCGUAUUACCUCAAGGUGUCACAAAUGGUUCCCCAACUUUUCAACGUAUCGAUAAUCAAAUUCUUGGACGCAGCCCGUGGAAGUUUAGUCUCGCAUAUCUUGACGAUGUUAUUAUUUAUUCUAGAUCAUCUGAUGAACAUCUGACGCAUCUUGACGAUAUUCUCAACCGUCUCAGUGAAGCGAACUUCCGUCUCAAUAUUGACAAAUACAAUAUUGCACAUCAAGCAAUCAAUUUUCUUUGUCAUCGAAUUGAAUUGCACAUGAGAACAUCAUGCCUGAUGCAGCGAAAACCCGCGGGUUGCUCGACACACCGUUACCAACAAGUGCAAAACAAGCGUAUCGAUUUACUUCAAACUGACGCGUCACAGGAGGGUAUCGGUGCUGUAUUAAUGCAGACACAUCCAAACGGUGAUUUACCCGUCGCGUACUUAUCGCAAAAGUUCUCAUCACCUCAGAAAACUUGGUCUACACCUGAAAAAGAAUGUUUAGCGAUACUGUCCACAAUUGAAAAAUGGCAUAAAUAUUUAGACGGACGUGAAUUCAUAUUAGAAACCGAUCACAAAUCGCUGAUACAACUGAAUCAGAAAGCGCAAGGAGUGAAGUCUGUUGUUAAAAUGAGUAAUCGAUCAAUUUCAUUAUUGUAUAUUAUUAUUAUUAUUAUUAUUGUUACUGUUGUUGGUAAUGGCAAUGACAUUACUGCUAUGAGUAAUGCAGUUCAUACUAGAGCAUCAUCAUCAAAAAUAUUAUUUGUUCCAUUUCCAUUAUAUUCACAUUUGAUUAGUUUAAUACCACUAGCAAAACAACUACAAAAAAUGGGUCAUCAUUGCACAUUUGCUCUGUUUGAUAAACAAAUUGGAUUAUUAAAAUCAAAAUCAUCAUUUGAUAAUCAAUUUAAUACCAUCAGUCUCGCUUCAUUAAAUGAUACAAACACUGAAUAUGAUGCUGCAGUUGAAUAUGAAUCAAAUUUACAAUUUUUAAGUCGUUUUUCUUUUCCAUUAAUAUUAUCACUUUAUGAACCGAUGUAUAAAGGUUUAAGACAACAUUUACAAACAAAUCACUAUGAUUUAUUUGUAAUAGAUGUGUUUUCAUUUGCUGCGUAUGAUUUAGCUUAUGAAUUAAAUAUAUCGUAUGUGAUAUAUUCCUGUAACAGUAAUAUUGGAGAAGAACUGAAUCUACCCGCAUGGCUACCAAGUGGAUUUGAUUUAACAACACUAACACAAAUGAAACAAUCAUACUGGACAAGAUUUCAUCAAAAAAUAAUUAUUUCAUUACAGAUGGUGUACUAUUUUAUGCCUACUAUCAAAAAACUAACUCAUAUUCGUCGGCGAUUAAAUGUAAACGUUUCAUUUUUCCCACUACUCAAUCGAAAUAAUCCAAUUAUUAUUCCAAAUCCGGUAGCUUUUGAGUUUCGACGAUCAUAUAUUCCAAUUUAUCAUUUUGUAGGAUUUGUGAUUGAAUCAUCAAAUUCAAACUUAGAAUUGACGAAUGAUGAUUAUGAUAUUGAUAUGUGGCUAAAUAAAACAGAAAAUAAUGAAUUUGUUAUGCUUGUUGUUGUAGGCACAAUUACAAUUAUCAAUCAACGUAUUUGGAACGAAAUAAUACAAACAAUAUAUUUAGUUAAAAAUAUGCGAUUAUUAUUAGCUACGAAUGAUAAAGCAAUUAAAAAUAUUUUAAAAUCCAAUCCAAAUAUAACAUCAGAUCGUUUACUAAUUAAAAGUUGGAUCAAUCAACAACAUGUAUUAAAUCAUAAAGCAAUUAAAAUAUUUUUUAAUCACGGUGGAUUACAUACUGUGGCAGAAUCAAUAUAUGCACAUAUCCCAAUGAUUGUUAUGCCUAGUUUUGGUGAUCAAUAUGCGAAUGCAGUUAAAAUACAAGAAUAUCAACUAGGAUUAGCUAUUCAUCGAGAUACAAUUACAUCGUUAGAAAUUUCAGAAAAGAUUCAUUAUAUACUUGAUCCUAUUAAUUAUUCCAUUAUUCUUAAACAAUUGACUAAAAUGCAUCAAUUAAGUGAAUUAAGUGGUGGUGCUUCUACAGUUGUUAUAUUAAUUGAUAACUGGUUAUUAACUGGUUAUGAACAUUUAGUUACAUAUGAUAAUCGAUUUCCAUACUUUAUUUCUUCUGGUUUAGAGAUUCAAUUCACAUGGAUUCUAAUUAUCUUUACCUUAUUUUCUUUAUUUUUAUUUUUAUUAUGGUCAAUUUACCGGUACAUUUUCUGCAGUAGAAAAAGCUCAACAAAUAUCAAAACAAAACAGUUCUGAUUUCAUACUAAAAUAUUCAAAAGUAGCUCAAAAAUUUAGCUUUUAUUUGCUUAGUUCAACGAAAGCAUUAUCACAGAAAUAUAUUUUCAUAUUAUUUAGUCAACAAAGUUAAACUACUGUAUAGUGACUCGUAGUGUAUCGAUUACACUGUAAAUAAUGUCAUGUCUCAUCAUACAAAAUUCAAUCAAAUAAUAAAAAUAAUAAUAUCAAAAAAUAUCGUUCAACCCGGGUUGUUUACUUAAGUGAGACAAGCACUCCAUCAAUAGUUUAAAUUAAACGAAGUGUCAAUCCAAUUUAUGUAGCAUAUUUUAUAUUUAAAAAUAAUGAUGAAAAAAUACAUAUGCAGGAAUAACAAGAAGUAAGGAGACCACUAACUGGUCCGUCGUUCUUGUUCUGUAAAGCGAUCUGAAAAAUGCUCAAGAAGUUAAACUACGUUAGUUGUGCAUCUGAAUUGUGCAAAAAGAAUUUGAAAAAAAUCAUACGAUCUAGGGCCUACGGCAUGCCAUACCGUGCUCUUAUCCACUGAGCUAUUACGGACUGUGAUAAUAAAGAUCAUCUCACUAUUACAUUCUGAUUAAUCAGUUUCAGAUUUUUGAAUUCCUUUUCUGAGUAAUGUGUGCUUGGUGCAAGAAACACUAUUGUUACCACCACCUUAUUCAAGAUCUACACCUUCAUUUGUAGCGAAUUGUGUUACCAUCCUAUUGCACCAGCUAUUACUUUCAAAUCAAAUAAAAAAG